ACAAGCGGCAACGUUUCACUGAUACCUCCAGUUCAGAACUACUUUGUAUGCGCAGAUUGGGGUGUGACGAGUCAAAGAAGCGCGUCCUCUUCUCUGCCUCCCUCAAGCGGCUCUACGGAACGCGUUGCAGUGCUGGAAACCUUUAUUCUUCCUCCUUCGCCUCGUCCCUUGCGCCAAAUCAGUGGAAAGGUUUUCUAUGUUGGAACAGAUCCAUUAGAGUCACCUUCAAAUGUAGAAAAGGUGGUGAAUGAAGAAGAGGAUAUGGAAGAGAAAAAGGAUAAAAAUUUGGGUCUUUGCCUCGAAAUGGAUAUCCGUCUCUCCUCUGAACACAUUGACGGCCCUUCCAAACUCACUGUUAAAUUUCGUUCUAUGGUUCAGACUAUUGAGGCCUCUCCAACGCCUAUUCUUCCUUCUCCCUCUUCUCUUUCUGAACCGGUCUCAACUCUCAUGCCGUCAGUCGAACAAAAGAUCGCUUUCCUCACAAGUCUGGCAAGUUGGAUCCUAUGGAAACCUUCAAGCACCUCUGCUCAUCAACGCCAGUUGCCCCACGUCACUCCACCAAUAAAUCGGUGGUUGCAUCUCAUUCUCCCACUUGAUACGCAACUUCUUCCCGAGUCUCCUCUUCACUUUGCUCUCUAUGGUCACGCCGGUGUAUGUAUGGACAGUUUACGGGUUACUCGGUGCCUCGCCUCAACGAACCCCAGUCUUUCCUGGCCACCAAAUAACACCCUAAAUCUGGCCCAACCUACACCAUCGGUUCUACUGCUCUCACCGUCUCACAGUGACUCGACUCCUCCCUCCUCCUCAACCUAUCACCCUCUUCUCACUGGAGCCUUCUUUUUUGCCUGUCUACUGAUAAUCCUUAUCACACUGUUAAUUGUUAUAUUUGUGACGUCAAUUGCCUGUGGACGUAGAAGAAACAGGAAGAGGGGUAGAGGAGUGAAUGGAUGUGGAGAGAAAGGUGAUGAAGGUCCGGUGACUUUAACCGGAGCAGAACUUCUCCGUUCACCCUCAAUUUCAUCGCUGCCAGGUGCGGCAGUGCAUCAGCGACCAGUUGAGGAGAUUCUGCACUGUGGUGACGAGGACUUGAUAGAGAAAGCAGAUGAUAUAGAGAUGGAGGAUGAACACCAUACUUCCUCAGGUCAAGGGUCUCUAGACGCCCGACGCCUUCGACUGAAACGACCGCAGCGGCGGCCACCUCGACGCACUCAGAGUGUGGACAGUCGUCUACAGACCGGACAUCAACUUCCGCCCUACGAGACACCGAGGCAGCGACCCAUCAAGCAUGUCAAGAAGCAGUCAUCGUCACAGCAGCAGUCACGGUACCGGCGUGGCCGUGGCUGGCGAUCCAUGGACGCGGAAUCGACAGUAGAAGUUCCUCCCCAAAAUUCCGGCCAAAGACUCUCACUUCUCCUUGCAAUCAAUGAGGAUAAUGAGCUCGUCCUAGUUACUCCAGGAUCUACUAACGCGUCUGCUGAAGAGUUGGAGUGCUCACACUUUUUCCAUUAUUCAUGUUUUGUCGUUAAAUCUUGCUAUGCUUUCACUCUGACAAGUAAACUAUCUUUGUGA
Hydatigera taeniaeformis is the source of this 1569-nucleotide messenger RNA. The record is from the annotation of a GenBank genome assembly. NCBI's taxonomy places the organism in Eukaryota, Metazoa, Platyhelminthes, Cestoda, Cyclophyllidea, Taeniidae.